Tarenaya hassleriana is the source of this 781-nucleotide messenger RNA. RefSeq lists its product as uncharacterized. Gene Ontology annotation, cellular component: endomembrane system. The transcript is spliced from 4 exons. The coding region runs from base 80 to 685 and encodes 201 amino acids. The record is from RefSeq and is a predicted model, not a curated record. Gene Ontology annotation, biological process: vacuolar proton-transporting V-type ATPase complex assembly. NCBI's taxonomy places the organism in Eukaryota, Viridiplantae, Streptophyta, Magnoliopsida, Brassicales, Cleomaceae.
GCCGGUGAAGAUCGUGCAGAAGCCAUUCGUAACUUUCUUACGAAGAGAGUGUACGGAUUUGGACCCGACCCGGGCAGACAUGGAUUCCGGCUUGAUGAUCGCUGCCACUCAACCGAUGAAAUCGUUCCUCGUAUCGGCCUCCGGAGAUCGUCGUCUCUCCGGCGAACUCAGGGACAUCGCUUCAGAUCUGCGCUCGAAGAACGCUGUUCCGUACAAAUUGUUCCGAGCUAUAUGGGCUGAAUCCGAUCCCUCGACCCGACCGGACCUGUUGGGACUCUUCAACGGCGCCGAUUUCGUCUUUACCAGUCCGAAACCUAGAGAAAAGAGCGAAGAAUUACAGAAGAGACUGCAGAAACUCAGAGAAUUAGCAGAGAGAAGAGAGUACCAAGAGCUUGUUAAGGAUAUAACACCAAAGAAGAAUGUCGAAGAGCCUUUCUCUUCUUACAAAGACCAGCUUGGUUUCGGUCUACACGUUGCUCUUGUAAUGUUCACCGGAUAUUUGCUUGGAUACGCUACUUUCAGAGCUCUGUUCAACCGUAAUGCAGCAAUGAGCGCUGCUGGUGGAGUUCUUGGUCUGGUUUUGGGGAUGCUUGUUGAGACGCUUCUGUUUAUAAUCAGAACAUCUAAAGUAGAUGAGAUUCAGAGUUCCAAGUCAUCAGCUUCCAAGGCAAAGAAGAAACAAUAGCCUCUGUUUUGUUUUUGUUCUGACAACGCAUUGUCAAGGGUAGACUUUGAUUGAAGGAGCCUUGUAGUGUAAGAUCAAAUUGCCAAGUGAUAUUUA